AUGGCGGCGGUGCGAUUCGCGGACGGAGACUGGGCGGAGGACGCGGAGUUCGCGGCGUACGGCGCGGCGACGCCGGCGCUGCGAGCGCUCGACGCGGAGACGGCGCACGACGUCGCGGUGGCGGCGCUCGCGCUGGGACUGGGACCGAGACGAAGGCGGCGAGACGGGGAGGCGCUGCGCGUGGAGGCGCUCGGGACGACGUUUUCGAACCCGAUCGGUCUGGCGGCGGGAUUCGAUAAGGACGCGAGGGCGUUCGAGGCGUUGCUGAGGGUGGGAUUCGGGUUCGUGGAGAUCGGGAGCGUGACGCCGAAGCCGCAGCCGGGGAAUCCGAAACCGCGCGCGUUCCGCCUGCGCGAACACGGGGCGGUGAUCAAUCGGUAUGGGUUCAACAGCCAGGGACACGAGAGCGCGAGGACGCGAUUGGCGAGGCGGCGCGACGCCGUCGCCGCCGAGGGCGACGACGCGACGGCGGAGCCGCGCGGGGUGCUCGGCGUAAAUCUCGGGAAGAAUAAGCUCACUCCUGAAGACAACGCGGCGGAUGAUUACGUCUUGGGGGUGGAGAAUAUCGGGGAAUUCGGCGAUUACAUCGUCGUGAACAUUUCCUCGCCGAACACGCCGGGUUUGAGAAACUUGCAAGGUCGCAAGCAUUUGAGCGGGUUGCUGCGCAAGGUUUUGGACGCGCGCGACAAAAAUCCGGGCACCGCGAAGACGCCGGUGUUGGUGAAAAUCGCCCCCGAUCUCACCGACGCCGCGUUGAGGGAUAUCGCGAGCGUGGUGAAGAGCGAAAAGGUCGACGGAGUCAUCGUGAGCAACACCACCAUCGCGCGACCGGACGCCAUCAAAGCGCACGCGCACGGCGACGAAGCGGGCGGUCUGAGCGGUAAACCGCUCAUGGAGCCGAGCACUAAGGUGUUGCACGACCUGUACAAGCUCACGGGCGGCAAAAUCACCUUGGUGGGAUGCGGCGGCAUCGCCAGCGGCGAAGACGCGUACGCAAAGAUUCGCGCGGGCGCGUCGUUGGUGCAGUUGUACACCGCGUUUGCCUUCGAAGGUCCGCCUUUGAUACCUAGAAUCAAGCGAGAACUCGAGGAGUGCUUGGCGCGCGACGGUUUCAAGAGUGUGCAAGACGCCAUCGGCGCGGCGCACCGCAAGUAG
Messenger RNA from Ostreococcus lucimarinus CCE9901, 1155 nucleotides. RefSeq names its product dihydroorotate dehydrogenase (gene PYR4). Gene Ontology annotation, biological process: 'de novo' pyrimidine nucleobase biosynthetic process; pyrimidine ribonucleotide biosynthetic process. Lineage: Eukaryota; Viridiplantae; Chlorophyta; Mamiellophyceae; Mamiellales; Bathycoccaceae. The coding region runs from base 1 to 1155 and encodes 384 amino acids. Gene Ontology annotation, cellular component: mitochondrial inner membrane; cytoplasm. The record is from RefSeq and is a predicted model, not a curated record. Gene Ontology annotation, molecular function: dihydroorotate dehydrogenase activity. The transcript has a single exon.